Molecule: messenger RNA, 495 nt
Organism: Aspergillus wentii DTO 134E9
Lineage: Eukaryota; Fungi; Ascomycota; Eurotiomycetes; Eurotiales; Aspergillaceae
Exons: 1
Coding region: 1-495 (164 amino acids)
Source: RefSeq, a predicted model, not a curated record
AUGGAUCCCCCCCCAAUCAUUAUUUCCGACCAAUGCGCAGAGAUAGUCAAAAUUGUGAAUGUGAUCUAUGGCCGCUUGGCUCGAGUGGUGGCCCUGAAAUCGGAGCUGAAAGAGGCCUUCGUUGAUUUGCAUGACAUACUUAUGCAGGCCUACCAAAAUGAUUAUAUGGGAGUGCUGUGUCGAGGCUCCCUACAUUUUGUUUCGUGCCUUGUAUCAAGGGCGUGGCACGAACAGAUUGAGAGCUUGCCGGUAGUUGAAAUAGCCCAUCUGCAUCUUUGCAACGCCCUCGAGCUCUUCUAUCAAUGUGGCUUGUGCAAACUUCUGGCCUCUCUUUCAACAAAGCAACAGAGUGCCGCGGCUAUAAGGGCGGAUAUCGUUGCACAGGUGUAUGCGCAGGAAGCUCGAAUUGGCCGUAUUGAAACAGACCUAGACUGGGUCAUGGUCCUCCAACAGCACCUGCACCUUCUCAAGACAUGGCGGGUAUUGGGCGCAUGA